This is a messenger RNA of Colletotrichum higginsianum IMI 349063, 1170 nucleotides long. Its product is annotated as Zinc alcohol dehydrogenase. Bases 1 to 1170 code for a protein of 389 amino acids. Gene Ontology annotation, cellular component: mitochondrion. Gene Ontology annotation, molecular function: zinc ion binding; oxidoreductase activity. NCBI's taxonomy places the organism in Eukaryota, Fungi, Ascomycota, Sordariomycetes, Glomerellales, Glomerellaceae. The record is from RefSeq and is a predicted model, not a curated record. The transcript has a single exon.
AUGGCGACAUCCCGCGCCUGGACCUUCACAGCCCGCGGCAGCCCCCGCUCCGUCCUCUCCCUCGUCUCGCUUCCGGCACCCACCCUCCCGCCGGCGUCUUCCCUCCUCGCCAAAGCGAGGCCCGUACCUGACGCCGACGACGGUAACGAAUGGCUCCUCGUCAAAGUCGCCUAUGCGGCGCUGAAUCCGGGUAGUCGACUCUACAUCACCAUGCUCCCCGCCAUCGCCCGCGCGAAGACGGCCGUCCCGGAGCUCGACCUGAGCGGGACCGUUGCCGGUGUGUGGGGCCCCGGGACCGGGCCUGGCUCCGCUUCCGGCCCAAACAGCGCAAUGACAACACACAACAGCCGGUUCGCCAAGGGCGACCGCAUCGCAGCCUUUAUCCCCGUGUCUUACGGCUGGCCGACCGGCACCGGAGCCCUAGCCGAACACGUCGUCCUCCCCGCGCGCUACGCCGUGCCCGUGCCUUCCCACGUCCCUCUCCGGGACGCCAGCAGCGUGCUGACGGCCGGGUGCACCGCCGCAGUGACUCUGCGCGCUGCGGCACUGAAGAAGGGGGAUAGAGUCCUUGUCAACGGGGCUAGCGGCGGCAUCGGGUCUCUCGCGGUGCAGAUGGCCCGCGCAGCCGUCGGGCCCGAGGGGUACGUCGUCGGCGUGUGUUCGGGACGUAAUGCCGAGAUGGUUCGGGGCCUGGGCGCCGACGAGGUCGUGGAUUACACCUCUUCUUCGUCCCCCGUGUCCAAGACUCUGCGGCAGAGGUUUGGUAAGGAGGGGAAGCAGUUCGAUGCGGUUGCGGAUUGCAUCGGCGUGCAGGACAUCUACGCGAACUGCGCAGAGUACCUCGUACCCCAGGGGAUUUAUGCCGCAGUCGGGAUCAAGCCGGCGACGAACUCGUAUGUUGGAUUUUUGAAGGCGGUCUGGCACAUGCAGAUGAACGCCCUCUGGCCUCUUGCGACUUGGUUGGGCGGCACAGGCAGACGGUGGGCGGCGACGACCAUGAUGGACCCUGGCAAGGCGCUGAUGGAGGAGGUUAUGGGUAUGUUGGCGGACGGGAGGAUCAAGGCCGUCUUUGAGAGGGAGUUCGGAUUCGAGGAGGUUGUGGAUGGGUACGAGAUCGUCGGGAGCGGGAGGGCGAGGGGUAAGGUCGUCGUCAAGGUUAAUGGUGAGUGA